GCCGCGGAACCACGGACGGACCGCCGGAGGGACGGAACGGACGAGGCAUGCAGGCGGCCUGGCUCUAGCCCGGGUUGCGGGGCUCCGGCCGCAGCUAUGGAGCAGCGGCUGCGUGCGCUGGAGCAGCUGGUACGGGGCGAGGCCGAUGGCAGCCCGGGGCUCGACGGCCUCCUGGAUCUGCUGCUGGGGCUGCACCAGGAGCUCAGCAGCGCCUCCCUGCGCCGGGAGCGCAAUGUGGCGCAGUUUCUGAGCUGGGCCAGCCCCUUGGUAAGAAAAGUGAAAGAGCUACGUCUGCAGAGAGGGGACUUUGAGAUCUUGAAGGUGAUUGGCCGAGGGGCCUUUGGGGAGGUCGCCGUGGUUAGACAGAGGGACAGUGGCCAGAUUUUUGCCAUGAAGAUGCUGCAUAAGUGGGAGAUGCUGAAGAGGGCUGAGACGGCCUGUUUCCGGGAGGAGCGAGAUGUUCUGGUGAAGGGAGACAGCCGUUGGGUGACUGCUCUGCACUACGCCUUCCAAGAUGAAGAAUAUCUGUACCUGGUGAUGGACUACUACGCUGGCGGGGACCUCCUCACACUGCUCAGCCGCUUUGAGGACCGCCUCCCACCUGAGCUUGCCCAGUUCUAUCUGGCUGAGAUGGUGCUGGCCAUCCACUCCCUGCACCAGCUGGGCUAUGUCCACAGGGAUGUCAAGCCUGACAACAUCCUGCUUGACAUGAAUGGCCACAUACGCUUGGCAGACUUUGGCUCCUGCCUGCGACUCAACAACAAUGGUAUGGUGGAUUCAUCAGUCGCAGUUGGGACCCCAGACUACAUCUCUCCUGAGAUCCUACAGGCCAUGGAGGAAGGCAAGGGUCACUAUGGCCCACAGUGUGACUGGUGGUCGCUGGGAGUCUGUGCCUAUGAGCUGCUCUUUGGGGAAACACCCUUUUAUGCGGAAUCUCUAGUAGAAACCUACGGCAAGAUCAUGAACCACGAGGACCACCUCCAGUUCCCCUCUGAUGUGCCUGAUGUGCCUGCCAGUGCCCGGGACCUCAUCCGACAGCUACUGUGCCACCAGGAGGAACGGCUUGGGCGUGGUGGGCUGGACGACUUCCGGAACCACCCUUUCUUUGAAGGUGUGGAUUGGGAGAAGCUUGCAACUGGCACAGCUCCCUACAUCCCUGAGCUUCGUGGACCUGUGGACACCUCUAACUUUGAUGUGGAUGAUGAUACCCUCAACCAUCCAGAGACGCUACCACCACCCUCUCAUGGGGCCUUCUCGGGCCACCACCUGCCAUUUGUAGGCUUCACCUAUACCUCAGGCAGCUCUGGUGAUCAGAAGCACACUGAGCUAGUGGCUGCCCCAGAGCAGAAGCUCCACCAUGUGGAGCAGGAGAAGGUGGAGCUCAGCCAGAAGUGUCAAGAGGCCCUACAUGGUACCUUACAGCCCCAGGAGCUGGUGUGGCUGCAGAAGGAGGUACAGACUCUUCAGGAGAAACUGGCAGAGACACUGAGGGACAGCAAGGCCUCCUUCUCACAGACUGAUGGCCUCCCUUCCGGGAGCCCAGGCCCAGAUAUCCAGCUACAGCAGGAGAAGGACCGUCUCCAGCAGGAGCUGACUGAAACUCAAGCAGCAUUGCGGGUGCAGGCUGCCGAGCUGUGCCAAGCCCAGGAGCGGCAGCAAGAGUUCCUCCAGAGGCUGUGGGAGGCCCAGGAGAGGGAGGCAGCCACAGCCAGCCAGAUCCAGGCCCUGAGCUCCCAGCUGGAGGAAGCUUGGCUUGUCCGGAGAGAGCUGGAAGACCAGGUGGCCGCCCUGAGUCAGGAGGUGACAAGGCUCCAGGGACAAUAUAAACAAAGCCGUGAGAAGGAUUCUUCCCAGGCCAAGACCAUCCAUGCAGCCCCUGAGACCAAUGGCAUGGGAUCACCUGAGGGUCCGUCUCAAGAGGCCCAGCUGAGGAAGGAGGUGGCCGCUCUGAGGGAGCAGCUGGAGCAUGCCUGCAGCCAAGGGAUUGGUGUUGGGAAAGAGGAGGCCCUGUGCCGACUGCAGGAGGAAAACGAGCGGCUGAGCCGGGAGCAGGAGCGGCUGGCAGAAGAGCUACAGCACAGACAGCGUUUGGAGGGUGAACGGCGGGAGACUGAGAGCAAUUGGGAGGCCCAGAUUGCUGACAUCCUUAGCUGGGUGAAUGACGAGAAGGUCUCAAGAGGCUACCUGCAGGCCUUGGCUACUAAGAUGGCUGAGGAGCUGGAGUCCUUGAGAAAUGUGGGCACCCAAACACUCCCUACUCGGCCUCUGGACCACCAGUGGAAGGCACGGAGGCUGCAGAAGAUGGAGGCCUCAGCCCGGCUGGAGCUUCAGUCAGCGCUGGAAGCGGAGAUCCGGGCCAAGCAGGGUCUGCAGGAGCGGCUGACCCAGGUGCAGGAGGCGCAGCUGCAGGCGGAACGCCGCCUGCAGGAGACUGAGAAGAAAAGCCAGGCCCUGCAGCAAGAGGUGGCUGAGCUCCGGGAGGAGCUUCGAACCCGUGGGCACGGGGAUGCCAAGCCCUCCACCUCCCUCAUCCCUCUCCUGUCCUUCUGGAACACGGAGAAGGAUUCUGCCAAGGACCCUGGCAAUCCAGGAGAGGCCCCAAGGUCUGGAGCAGAAGCAGAGCUGAGGCCAGAGGGCCGCCGCAGUCUGCGCAUGGGGACUGUGUUCCCCAGAGUGUCUGCUGCCACCACUACCCCUGCAGAAGGUCCUCCUGCUAAGCCCGGCUCACACACACUGCGUCUCCGGAGUUUUCCAUCCCCUACCAAGUGUCUCCGCUGUACGUCGCUGAUGCUGGGCCUAGGCCGCCAGGGUCUCGGCUGUGACACCUGUGGUUACUUUUGUCACUCAGCCUGCGCCCCACAGGCCCCACCCUGCCCCGUGCCCCCCGAACUUCUCUGCACAGCCCUGGGAGUACACCCCGAAACCGGCACAGGCACUGCCUACGAGGGCUUCCUGUCGGUGCCACGGCCUUCGGGCGUCCGGCGGGGCUGGCAGCGUGUGUAUGCUGCCCUCAGUGACUCCCGCCUGCUGCUGUUCGACAUUCCCGACCCUCGAGGAAGCCUGGCCAGUGGGGUCCUCCUGCAGGCCUUGGACCUGAGGGAUCCCCAGUUCUCGGCUACCCCCGUCUUGGCCUCAGAUGUCAUCCAUGCCCAAUCCAAGGACCUGCCACGCAUCUUUAGGGUGACAGCCUCCCAGCUGACGGUUCCACCAACCACAUGUACUGUGCUGCUGCUGGCUGAGAAUGAGGAGGAGCGGGCGCGUUGGCUGCAGGUGCUGGGUGAGCUGCAGCGGCUGCUACUGGACGCACGUCCGAGGCCCCGGCCAGUGUACACCCUCAAGGAGGCCUAUGACAAUGGGCUGCCGCUGCUGCCUCAUGCUCUCUGCGCUGCUGUCAUUGACCAAGAACGGCUUGCCCUGGGCACCGAGGAGGGGCUGUUUGUGAUCCAUCUUCACAGCAAUGGUACCACAUGGCUGGACCAGGACAUCUUCCAGGUGGGGGACUGCCGCAGGGUGCAGCGGCUGACUCUGAGCUCUGCUGCCGGCCUGCUGGUUGUGCUCUGUGGCCGUGGUCCCAGUGUGCGCCUCUUCGCCCUGGCCGACCUGGAGAAUGCUGAGGUGGCAGGUGCCAAGAUCCCUGAAUCCCGAGGUUGCCAGGCUCUGGCAGCUGGACGCAUCCUGCAGGCCCGGACGCCGGUGCUCUGUGUAGCAGUCAAACGCCAAGUGCUCUGUUACCAGCUGGGCCCAGGCCCAGGGCCCUGGCAGCGCCGGAUCCGAGAGCUCCAAGUACCAGCUCCAGUGCAGAGUCUGGGGCUGCUGGGUGAUCGGCUCUGUGUGGGUGCUGCAGGCACCUUCGCUCUCUACCCGCUGCUCAAUGAGGCUGCACCCUUAGCGCUGGGGACUGGCCUGGUGCCGGAGGAGCUGCCGGCGUCCCGCGGGGGCCUGGGCGAGGCACUGGGUGCUGUGGAGCUCAGCCUCAGUGAGCUCCUGCUGCUCUUCGCCACUGCCGGUGUCUACGUGGAUGGCGCUGGCCGCAAGUCACGAAGUCACGAGCUACUGUGGCCAGCGGCACCCACUGGCUGGGGUUACACGGCGCCCUACCUAACAGUGUUCAGUGAAAACUCCAUCGAUGUGUUUGAUGUACGGAGAGCAGAAUGGGUGCAGACUGUGCCACUCAAGAAGGUGAGACCCCUGAAUCCAGAGGGCUCCUUGUUCCUCUAUGGCACCGAGAAGGUCCGCCUGACCUACCUCAGGAACCCAUUGGCAGAGAAGGACGAGUUUGACAUUCCCGACCUCACUGACAACAGCCGGCGCCAGCUGUUCCGCACCAAGAGCAAGCGCCGCUUCUUCUUCCGGGUGUCUGCUGAGCUGCGGCAGCAGCAGCGCAGGGAGAUGCUGAAGGACCCUUUUGUGCGCUCCAAGCUCAUCUCGCCACCCACCAACUUCAACCACCUGGUACAUGUAGGCCCUACGGACGGGAGGCCUAGUGCCAGGGACGGGGCCAGGGAACAGAAGAGCAGAGGUGCCCGCAGCUCCGGGCCGCAGCGGCCUCACAGCUUCUCAGAGGCAUUGCGGCGCCCAGCGUCCAUGGGUAGUGAUGGCCUUCCUGGAGAGACAGACCCCACAGUGAAGAGGAAACCUUGGACAUCUCUGUCCAGCGAAUCAGUGUCCUGCCCCCAGGGGACCCUGAGCCCUACAGCAUCCCUGAUACAGGUCUCAGAGCGGCCCCGAAGUCUCCCUCCAGAUCCCGAGUCAGAGAGCACCCCCUGAUGCCCUCUGGCAGUGCCCACCCAAGUCCCAGGACAGAAAGAGUGAGGAAGUGAAGAGCUUGUGGGACGCCAUACUCCGGCUGGUCCGGGACACGUUGACGUUCAGACUCAGGGAGAGCCUGGGUGGAGGGCUAAGAGUCAGGCUUGCCUGGGUCCCCAGGAAUCAGACUCCUUGCCCUCACCCUGCCCUUCCCCUGGGCUUCCAACACAGGCCUACAAUGGCCUCUGGGAGUGCCAUGGCUCUGAUGCCCGGGGAUGAUUGUGCCAAAGCUGUGCUUCAAAGGGCCAAGCCCUGGGAAGCUGGUAGGAGUCAGGAUGAGGAGUGGGGAGGGGUAGGUCGUUAGGAGUUUGCUGGGUGUCUUGUCUGGGUAGCCUGGCCCCCAGCUGAGGCCAAGAUGCAGCCUGCCAAGGUCUCUGCUCAGGGUUAGGCUGGGACAUGGGGCUCUGGUUUAGAGGGGAAGGAGAGAAAAGGAGAAGGAAUGUUGUAGGUGAAAGAGGUGAGAGAGGCCAGGAAGCAGACGAGGAAGUGAUGCACUCAGGAGGAGAGAAGGACAAAGUGAGUGAUGAAGAGUGAUGACCAGGAGGCUGCUGGAGAGACGGGAGAGAUGAGGAAGGCAAGCGAGCGAGGGGAAAACCAGACCCAGGAAUCUCUCUGGGGAGGGGUUUAGGAUUGAGGGCAGGGCUAUUGCCAGCUAAUCCGUCCAGGAAGAUGGUUUCUAGGCAGGGAGGGUUGGGAGGGUAUUUAUAAGGGCUUCUUGGUGGGAGAUGGACACCCUGUGGGGGCCUGGAGAUCUUCUCAGCAAGGAGGGUCCUUUUCUGGAAGCUUCAACCAAGUGUAUUAGGGGAACAUGGGGGCAUUUUAUUAUUGAUUACAGUCAUUAUUAUUGUUAUUAUAUUGCUAUUUUUAUUAAACCUUGCCCUGCUACAGUGUGGGGAGUAAAAUAAGUAUUUAUCUCCUUAAAUGGCACAUUCCCGGGAGGGAUGGACCCUAAUGCUCUGAGAUGCAGCAAGAAACCAAUAAAGCCAACUUUGUAAGCUGCUGGCCUCCCCACCUGGGUCUGUCUUGCUGUGUAAACAUGGGAGUGGGAGGUAGGAGGAGCGGGGAUCAUGGUCCAUAAAAGGCUGGCCUCUGUGUAUGUGCAUGCUCUCAAGAAGACCACAGGACAACUUUAGAUGUUCUUCAGGAGCUGUGAAC
Onychomys torridus (southern grasshopper mouse) is the source of this 5961-nucleotide messenger RNA. It is a transcript of the gene Cdc42bpg, whose product is annotated as CDC42 binding protein kinase gamma. Bases 97 to 4767 code for a protein of 1556 amino acids. The transcript is spliced from 37 exons. Gene Ontology annotation, molecular function: protein serine/threonine kinase activity; ATP binding. NCBI's taxonomy places the organism in Eukaryota, Metazoa, Chordata, Mammalia, Rodentia, Cricetidae. Gene Ontology annotation, cellular component: cytoskeleton; cytoplasm. Gene Ontology annotation, biological process: actomyosin structure organization; peptidyl-threonine phosphorylation. The record is from RefSeq and is a predicted model, not a curated record.